Molecule: messenger RNA, 1053 nt
Organism: Quercus robur (English oak)
Lineage: Eukaryota; Viridiplantae; Streptophyta; Magnoliopsida; Fagales; Fagaceae
Product: probable glucan endo-1,3-beta-glucosidase BG4
Exons: 1
Coding region: 1-1053 (350 amino acids)
Biological process (GO): carbohydrate metabolic process
Cellular component (GO): plasma membrane
Molecular function (GO): hydrolase activity, hydrolyzing O-glycosyl compounds
Source: RefSeq, a predicted model, not a curated record
AUGAAAAUAAGAACAAUUUCGAUCUUCUGGAUUGCAUUCAUUCUGUGUGCAGCCACUCAGAGUCAAAACCAAGUUGUUCACGCACAAACCCUCCUUGAUAUUGGUGUUUGCUAUGGAAUGAUAGGAGAUAACCUACCCCCUCCUACUGAAGUAAUUCAACUCUACAAACAGUAUGGUAUUAGCAAAUUGAGACUCUUUGAUCCCAAUCCCGCAGCACUUGAAGCACUAAGAGGGAGCCAAAUUGUUGUAACAUUGGGCAUACGAAAUGAAGAUUUACCUGGCUUGGCAGCUAGCCAAGCAGCCGUAGAAUCAUGGUUUGCAAUCAAUGUGCAACCUUACCGUAAUGAUGUUGUUUUUGGGUAUAUUUCUGUUGGCAAUGAGGUUAUUCCUGGAUCCCUCGGCAAUUACGUUUUGCCCGUAAUGCAAUUUCUCCAAAACAUACUCAUUGCUAGGAAUCUAGCUAAUGUCAAGGUGACCACAGUUGUGCCAGCAAGUGUGUUGGGAACCUCUUAUCCUCCUUCAGCAGGUGCAUUCACACCUGAGGCAAGCACUGUUAUGGUUGACAUUCUCAAAUUUUUAUCGGCUCAGAAAACCCCACUUAUGAUCAAUGUGUAUCCUUACUUUACCUAUUCAUCCGACACAGCAAGCGUUCACUUGGAUUAUGCACAGUUUACAGCAACCGGAAUUGUGGUUCAGGAUGGGGCCUUAGGCUAUUCCAACCUUUUUGAUGCCAUUAUUGAUGCUUUUUAUUCAGCAAUGGAGAGAGCUGGUGUAGCUGAUGUGAAUGUGGCAGUGUCUGAGAGUGGAUGGCCUUCAGCUGGGAAUGGUGAGUUGACAACUCCAUCACUUGCAGCAACAUAUAAUAAAAACUUCAUACAGCAUAUUCUUGUCAAGAAUGGGACUCCAAAAAGACCAAACAUUAACAUAGAAGGCUUCAUUUUUGCCAUGUUCAAUGAGAAUCAAAAGCCAGUCGGCGUAGAGCAGAACUUUGGGCUUUUCUUUCCCGACAAAACGCCUGUUUAUCCUGUAUUUACUCCUCAAGUUUCCAAAUAA